GAGGUCUCCUGAGAGAUGCGUCAGUAUCGCAGAUUUAUAACUAACCAUUACUGUGGUGCUCGCUGCAAAGUUUAUUACGACCGAUUGCAAAGGAGUUGUCGUGCCUUUUGGAUGAAUCUGAGCUGUAAUCUUAUGGUGGUCUCGCUUGCUUACAGCUCGGAUUUAUGGCACGUUUUGAAAGGGAGAGAGAGAACAAUGAGUGACUGACCCGAGGAGAUUAGAGAGAGAGGAGAGCCGCUAAGAGCCGUGCAUUAGACAGCAUCCAAACCCUUCCUCACUCACCCGGCUACUACAGACAGGCAAUCCGUCUCCCUUCAGCACAGGGGCAGAUAGAUAGAUCCAGCGCUCCGCACACAUGAGGACCCUGGAGUCGGUCCUGAUGAGAGCCAGGCCCCACCCACUUCACCCCUCAGCCAAUCACCAGGGAGAGUGGGGAAGCCAGCCACGCCUUUAAGAAAAAGGCCCAGCCUACUUAUGAGGUCACCAUACCAGAGGGCUGUAACUGGUUAAAUGGAAGAGCAAGAAACAAAUACAUCCCCGUCGCGCAAAUCCAGCCGUGUUGAGCAGAUUGUGGGCCGAUGGCUGAGACGCUCAAGAGACACUGUCAGCCGGGAGAGAACAUCAGGUGACGGCUCAUCAAGCUCCAGAAGCAACAGUCAGCCGAAUUUUCCCCUGAGAAUUACGUUAGAUAUCCACCAGGACGUGCUGCUGGGCCAGUAUGGCUUUGAGAUUUCAUCACAGCCUCCCUUCAUUGUGAAAGAGGUGACUGCAGGAGGGCCUACUGACGGACGCCUUCUUCCUGGGGACCAGAUCCUGAAGCUGAACGGCAUCCUGGUAGAGGACGUGUCUGGCCAACGGGCAGCCGAAAUCAUCAGAGAAUCAAGGGACUCUUUGACAGUCACUGUUCUCAGAUAUACAACAGGCCCGAAGUCUUCCUUCAUCACGGCGGAGAAGCGCGCGCGGCUGAAGACCAACCCUGUCAAGGUGCGCUUUGCUGAGGAGGUCGUGGUGAACGGCCAUGCUCAGGGUAACUCUCUGCUCUUCCUCCCAAACGUCCUCAAGGUGUACCUGGAAAAUGGUCAGACUAAAGCAUUCAAGUUCGAGGAGAAAACCACUGUGAAGGACAUUGUUCUGACUCUGAAAGAAAAGCUGUCUAUUCGCUGCAUUGAACACUUUGCUCUGGUGCUGGAAGAGCAGUACAACAUAACCAAACUGUAUCUACUGCACGAUGAUGAAUUCAUUGAGCAGGUGGUGCAGAAGAAGGAAUCCCAUCACUACAGGUGUCUCUUCAGAGUGUGUUUUGUGCCCAGGGAUCCCCUAGACCUCCUACAGGAAGACCCCGUGGCCUUUGAGUAUCUCUACCUACAGAGCUGCAGCGAUGUCCUGCAAGAGCGCUUCGCCGUGGAGAUGAAGUGCAACAUGGCCCUGCGGCUGGCCGCGCUGCACAUGCAGGAAAGGCUGCACUCCUGCGGCCAGCCCCAGAAACUCUCCCUCAAGUACAUUGCGAAAGACUGGGGAAUUGAAAACUUCAUCUCUCCCACCCUGUUGCGGAAUAUGAGAGACAAGGACCUGAAGAAAGCCAUCAGCUACCACAUGAAGAAAACCCAAGCUUUGCUUGACCCAAGGCAGAAGCAACUCAUUUCAGCUGUGCAGGCAAGAUUGAGUUACUUGAAAAUCCUAGGCGAGCUCAAAUCAUAUGGAGGAAAAGCCUUCAGUGCCACUAUGAUGCUGCAGGACAGAGAAUCUGUGGUCACACUGCUAGUUGGUGCCAAAUACGGUAUCAGCCAAAUCGUCAACCACAAGUUGAACAUCACGACCACCCUGACAGAGUUCCUCAACAUCAGCCGCGUGGAGUUGAUCCCAGAGUCGGAGAAGGUUAGCCUGGUGAAAAUUUACCUUCAGGACAUAAAGCCAAUCACAUUACUGCUGGAGUCCCAUGCUGCCAAAGAGCUUGCCUGUCUCAUCACUGGAUACUACAAACUGUUUGUGGACUCAAGAGUUUCUGUGUUCUCAUGGCCUGAAAACACCAAGACACACCGUGUCUCAGCUGAGGAAGGUUAUGUGUCCAGAGGUUGCAGCGACUCAGAAGAGUCCUCUGAAAUAGACUCGGCCCAAGAUGUUCUGGCUGACCUGCACUUCCCAAAGGACAGUGAUGAGCUGGGAACAGCAGGUCAGAGGGAGCAGACAGUGGAGGCCCACGCACAGAAGGAGGAGCCUCAGCCAGAGUAUCUGAAGGCCGAGGGAGAACAGUUCACCGAUCGGAGCCGAAGGGACAGCGAGGAGAACACGGCCGAAAACAGCUUCUCCGAGGCCUCCGACUCCUGCCGAUCGGAGAGCAGGGGCGACGCCAGGUUCAACGCCAGCUUCUCCAGUGACUCCAUGGACGCCUUGGAGGAGGACGACCUUGAGGCCUGCUCAUCCAGCCAGCCCCUGCUCCUGGAAGUCCAUCACCCCUACCUGCUGGACGUGCCUGCGCAGCCUGGAGGGGAAGAGGGCGGCGGCAAUGCCGAGAGCAGCCCUUGCAUCGGCUCCCUCCAGCCGUCACGCGCGGCGGCGGACUCCCUUGUCGACCCCGCGCCGCUGCCCAGCCCCUCGGGGGCCAGCGAAGGGAGCGAGGCGGUCUUCGACUGCGUCUUCACGUUCGAGGAGGAUGCCAGGCCGUACUACAACCUCUGCGCCAACGUCACCCCUGACAGCGCCCGGGACGAGCGCGUCCCUGCGUCUCCUUCUGCCUCUGCUCGGGGGGAGGAUCAGCUGGGAGGCAGAGAGCAGGCGCCCAUUCUUCAGCCCCCUCCCGGUUUUGGAGACACCAGUUCUGAGGAUGAAUUCUUCGACGCUCCAGAGAGGCUCACUCCCACCAGCGCUGUGACAGCAGAUAACGCUGCAGCGGGAAGCUCCUUGACACGAACAUGGAGCGUGAGUGAGAUUGAGGUCAACGUUGUGGAGAGGGAACAGGAACGGGAGGCUGCGCCCUUUAGCAAAAGAUCCCGCAAGCGGCGUUCCUUUGUUGAAACGGACUACACCUCCCAGGUGUCCUUCCCUGGGCCUCAGGACGAUGACCAGCUGUGCUGCUUCGAGAAGGAGCUACUGUCGCCUCACAGACACCCAUCCCCCACUAUCUCCUCCCUGCGCAACACCGAGGGGGAGCCCGCCCUCCUGGAGACAAAGACCCUCGUGGGCCGCCAGCCCCCGCCAGUGGCCCAGGGCAAGAAGCUGUCCUCAAACCUCAUGGAGAUGGAGCCGGACACCAUGGAGACCAAAUCGGUCACGGAAUCCCUGAUCAUGGUGUCGCCCAUCAUGGCCAUCCGCUGCAGGAGUGACCCCGAGGGCAAGGAGAGCUACAGGGCCGAGGACACUGGCUGCGACUCCAAGGGCGGGGAGAAGCCUUUGGUGCAUCACAUGUUCCUUGCUGAGGCCAAUGGAGAGGCGAGACCCCUUGGCGUCACCUCCUGCGAGGGGCAAAUCUUUGAAGAUAACCGCCCAAUGGAAGAAGGAAAAGGAGAUGACCAAAAUAUAGACCCAAGAGCAGUCCCACCUGCUACAGAACAGGCUGCAGGAUACAGCCCAGUUGGGAGUGGAGGGCUCACACUGGCCUUAGUAGGGUUUAGACCAAUCCCACAACUGCUUUACACUCCCAGCACAGAAGAUGACAAUCAGCUCGAAGAAGAACCUACCAGUUUUACUGAAGAACUGUGCCAGGUGGCUCCAAGUCUGAAAACUUCUGCAGCCAUUAGGAAAGGCAUCUCUCUGAGCCACGAAUGUCUUUGGCACGUUGAGUUGGAGAGGGCAAGUGGAGAGACGGGCAUCAACCCCAGAGAACUGAGCCUCGGCUUCGGCAGCGUGACCAGUGUGGUGAGCCGGCUGUCCACGUCGACUCUAAGAGGCAAAAUCCAAAGACUGCCUCGUUAUCUAUCAAGAUCUCAGGAAGCCAUCAGCAACACUGUGACUCUCACUAGGGGCAGCUCUGACGCAGUGGCACAGUCAGGAAUUUGUGAAAACGGACAACUGCUCAAUGACUUCUUUCAUGACAUUGGUGAAGCUGGAGCUGUCUGCCUUGCAUCCCCUCUUACAGAUCUGAUUCAGGCAAGAACAGAGAUACACAGCCCAUUUACACAUAUGGGGAAAAUGGAGGAUCAGUCAGUACAGACCCACUAUAGCCAAACAGAGGAAAGCCGGGGUGACAUUUUAAGACCCUGCAGUUCUCAGCAGCCUAGUCCUUGCCCAGGAAACUUGGCAUCAGAUUGCAUCUCAGGAACCUCUGAAUGCAUUUCUUUGAGAAAUAUACCAAAGAGCCCAGUGGAAGUAUGUGGGUGCCAGACAGUAUAUGCAAACUGCUUCAGUGGGGCAGCAAACAGCUUUGACGAUGAGCUGACCGUCUAUGAGUUUUCCUGCCAGACACAGGGGCCUCUGACUGUGCCUCCCUCCUCCCGGGGGUUCUGUUCCCCCGAGCUCAGCCCCCUGCUUUCUCCCUUGGAUAACGAGCUCAGCGUGGACUGCUACCUGUCCGACAGCCUGGGAGACACACUGAACCAACUGAGGAACAAGAGAUAUGAGCCACCAUGGGGCUUCUGUCUGCUUCAAGAGGACAUCUCCGAGCUACUCCAGGUCCUGCAGAAGAACCCCGAGAGCCGGGGCCAGCAUCACAAAGAGACCUGCGCUGUGCAGUUCUCAGAGAACAAGCAGCUCCUCUACGCCGAGUCUCGGAAGCUGAUGUCCAGCUGUCAGCAAGCGAUCCGGGUGGGACAGAGCCCGGAAGAGAUGCUCCUGGCUGUCUCGGACAGCUUCCAGACUCUGGUCCAGCUGGCCACCGUCUGCCUCUGGUUUACAAACUGCGUCCGAUGUCAGAAACGGCACGCUGAGGUCCUGGCUAGCCUGCGGGAGAUUGUCGGCACCUACGCAGAGUUUGUCCGGGCUGCAGAGAAGGCCUGUGGUCGGAAAAGCUGCCAAGACCUGGCCAUCAAGCUACUAGCCCGACAGUGCACAGCCCUCACCGCCAGGGUCUUCUGCCUGACCCAGCUGUUCAGGACACUGACUGCUCUCUGAUCUCGCGCUGGAGCCGGUCCAGCUGGGCCGAAAGCACAGGAUGGGUUUCUUUUUGUUCUGCCAGGACUACUCAGUGACUUCUGCUUAUAACCAUGUCUGAUCACACAAGAUUAGGAAAAGAAAAAACAAAAUAACAUGUUCCUUUAUUGCUCAGUCUCAUUUUAGAGUUCAAAUGAGAUUUGCUUGGACUAUAUAUGUAUUAAUUUAUGUAUUUAUAAAAGUAUUUAUUUACUCUGGUGCUCCGUCGUUCCUGGAACUGCAGGAUGAUGGAGAUGUUGACAGUCAGAAGGAGCCAAAAAGCUCUCUGCUCAGUCAACAAAAAUUCCUUACUCAGCCCUCUACCUCUUCUGUCAGACUGAGUGCGCAGUGUAAAGCUGAAACAGCCAGAAGUCAAUCUGUUUCAUGUGUCAUGAGCCGUAUGUGUGUUGGAAACAGUCCUUGAAUUGAGGUGUGAGACAUGAGGUGGAAGCGAAUGCUCUUCCCUUUGUUCAAGUUGUAAAAUAGAUGAGUUCUUCUUGUUAAAAGAAGUACAAAGCUACCACCCCCCCAUUAAACAAAACAGUUCCCCAGAGGGAAGAAAUAUCCUACUUCUUUUUCUCCUUCCAAUGCAGAAGAUUCAUUCAAGGCCCUGUCACAGACUGUACCCCACCCUUAUAUGAUGAUUCCUUCAAGGCCAAAUACUUCAUGAGGGAACCCCACCCCUCCUCCUAGGUAGAUAUUAGUAAUCCCCCCCAUCUGGUACACGAGUUGUAAAGGUCUAAAAAAGUAUUAUUAUUCCUCAUCAAAACAAAGCACUGGCCUGGAAGAAAGAGGUAUUCCCAUGAAAUGUAGUAGCCAUGAGGAAAAAAUGUUGUUUUUAAAAGGGGAAUGAUAUCUUAUCAGUAGUGUUGACACCUGCUCUCCCUUAAUUCAAGCACUGUUUUCUCCACUAAACCCAGUGCUGGCCCCCUUCUUACAGAUAUACAGUAUAUCUCGAUCACUGCCUAGAAGGUUUGUAGCAUUGAGAAGAUGAAUAUUGUUUUUGAAAUUAUAGAUGACACGAGCACGGUGGAGGUUUCACAGACAGGCUUCAGUUUUACAAAAGAUUUGGAUUGGAUGGGCCGCCCUUGUUGCGUUGUGGGAUUUGGGUGUCCGUGUUUUUUAUAUUUUUAGCACAAGCCAAAGAACGAAGAACAGAUCACUUGUAGCACAUGAAAUCGAUAUAAGAUGCAGUUUUCCUUUGCCCAUGAUGUCCAGUAGUUUUUUUAAAACCCUGUCAAUACAGUACAUGUGGAGAGGAAGAGUCCAAUAAAACAUGGUUAAACGCUGGAACAGCGUUUCAGCUGUCACAGCAGAGCUCUGGCUAGUUAACACAAUUAUCAAAUAAUAACUCCUCUAUCUCUCUCCUCUUCUCUUGUAACUCAGUUCUAAUCAUUGUGACUAGCCUCAGGAUGUUUGGUAAUUUCUAAACUGAAAAAUCAUUAUUUGGGAAACAGUGACGAAAUGAUGACCCAUUUUUGUCGUUUUUGAGGGGUACAAAUAAUAUCCACACAUCAUCAAAAAAACAGCUGUGUUGUACAGUAUAUCUCCAUCCAGUUAACCACUAAGACGUUUUGUUGUGUAGAAACAUUGAUUAAGGCUGAGGGAAGUUUUAAGUUUGUAGAACUGCAUAUUUUACUGUGGUACUUAGAAGACGCUAGGGACUUGGUUGCAGUUGCUCACUUCAGCUUAGUAAAAUUAAUUGCCCUUUUCUUUUAUAAAUAUGUGUCAUUUGAUAUCCAAAAACAUAUAUUUCUGGUAAGACACUUUCAAAUAAUACUUAAAUUCAGUCAAGACGAUAGCAUUUGACUUACAGUAGAAAUCUUAAAACAGCUUGUAGUUUUGAGGUAUUUUGAGGUUAAAAGAAUCUUGGAGAAUGUCAAGACUACAGAUUCCAGUGAGCUUUCCUCUUUCAUGUUAAUGCUAUCAGCCCUUCAUCCUUCUCCCCUGAUUAAUCCUUUCUGGUAAAAAUACACUCCUGACAAAUAUACUUCCAUAAAAGCAGUUGUGUCUUCCAGGUCUGGUUUCGCUGUCCUUCUUUAAAGUGUUACAAGUGUAAGCUCACCUACGCUUGAUUGAAACUUCAAGAUACAUAAAGAUUUAAUCCACGUGGUGUGUUAUUACAAGGGGGUUGUGAAUGGUGGAGGCCGGGAGUAGAAUUUCCUGAGGGCCAGAAGUCCUUAUCCACGCCAUACUAAGUGAAAUGAGUAGACGUUACUACAUUUCUUUGCACUAAGGCUAAUUUGUGAGUUCUGUUGUGAUGCUCCAGUAAUUUCUUAAUCAGACUAAAACACCAUACAAAAGCCUGAAAUGUAUUGCGUGGUCUGCAGUAAUGUGAUUGAGCAAUGCUCCCGAUGUAUUUAGCAUGGUGACAAGAAGUAAUCAGCUAGCUUGGAUGAUAUUCUCUAUUGAUAGUUUUAUGAGAGACUCUGUCCUGCUCAGCUACUGCAUACUGUGUUGUUUAGACAGUUAAAACUACAUUAUCAAACAAUUGCGUGUACAUUUAAUCUCCAAAGCCAUAUGAUGUGAAUGCCUCAUUUGAAUAACAUGUAAUUGACAAUCUCCAAACUUUCUUAUACUUGAAACAAUAAACAUAUU
Molecule: messenger RNA, 7659 nt
Organism: Lepisosteus oculatus (spotted gar)
Lineage: Eukaryota; Metazoa; Chordata; Actinopteri; Semionotiformes; Lepisosteidae
Gene: frmpd1a
Product: FERM and PDZ domain-containing protein 1
Cellular component (GO): cytoskeleton
Molecular function (GO): protein binding
Source: RefSeq, a predicted model, not a curated record